AUGGAAUGGUUGUAUUCAAGAAGAAGAGGUCCUGAAUGGAAACAAGGUUGGACCGGCCAAACCAUCGGUUCAAUAUCACUACCACCAUCUCCAUUACUCAUCAUUUUCGCCAUUGUCACUCUCUUAUUAUGGCUCUCUCAGUACACAAAUUAUAAGGCAGAAUUGCACCACUCAGCUGUCAACUUUCAGUUCUUCAUUUUCUUGCUUCCCACUUUUCUGAUACUGUUAUUGAUGGCUUCGUAUGCUGCUAACUGGAUGCCUAACUUACGUUUCCGGCAACCACCGCGGCGGAUUGAUCCGGUUCGGUCAGCUGAGGGAUCUUCACAGCCUUGGGGUAUUGCAGUGUUUGUAGUAUUGCUUUUGGUGUUGCUUUCGUAUCAAUCUUCUUUUCAUUCUAAGUGGUUUGGUCCUCUUAGGAGGUCGGAUUAA
This is a messenger RNA of Mercurialis annua (annual mercury), 429 nucleotides long. RefSeq lists its product as uncharacterized. Lineage: Eukaryota; Viridiplantae; Streptophyta; Magnoliopsida; Malpighiales; Euphorbiaceae. Bases 1 to 429 code for a protein of 142 amino acids. The record is from RefSeq and is a predicted model, not a curated record. The transcript has a single exon.